AUGAAGCUGCUGCGCUUCCGCGACAUCCCCGAGGGCAAGUACAGCAACGCCUUCCUGGGGUACAACACGGAGGACAAGGGCUUCGCCCUGGAGCUGACCUACAACUACGGUGUUGACUCGUACGACAUUGGAGAGGGCUUUGGGCACUUUGGCGUGGCCACCCCCGAUGUGUACAAGCUUGCAGAGACCAUCCGCGCUGGUGGCGGCAAGAUCACGCGCGAGCCGGGGCCUGUCAAGGGCGGCAACACGGUCAUCGCCUUCGCGGAGGACCCCACCGGCUACAAGUGGGAACUUAUUGAGCGCAAGCAGACGGCCGAGCCCCUCUGCCAGGUCAUGCUGCGCGUCGGCGACCUGGAGAAGUCCACCGCCUGGUACCGUGACGUCAUGGGCAUGCAGGUCCUGCGCCAGCGUGACAACCCUGAGUACAAGUACACCCUGGGCUUCGUGGGCUACGGGCCUGAGGAGGACAAUCUUGUCAUUGAGCUCACAUACAACUACGGCAAGACCGAGUACACCAAGGGCAACGCUUACGCGCAGAUCGCCAUCAGCACCGACGACGUGUACAAGACAGCCGAGCAGAUCAGGGCUGCGGGCGGCUCGAUCACGCGCGAGCCCGGCCCUGUGCCUGGCAUCGGGACCAAGAUCGUGGCCUGCACGGACCCUGACGGCUACAAGUAUGUCUUCGUGGACAGCCAGGACUUUGACAAGGAGCUGGAGGUUUUGAAGUAG
This is a messenger RNA of Monoraphidium neglectum, 729 nucleotides long. RefSeq lists its product as hypothetical. NCBI's taxonomy places the organism in Eukaryota, Viridiplantae, Chlorophyta, Chlorophyceae, Sphaeropleales, Selenastraceae. The record is from RefSeq and is a predicted model, not a curated record. Gene Ontology annotation, cellular component: cytoplasm. The coding region runs from base 1 to 729 and encodes 242 amino acids. Gene Ontology annotation, molecular function: lactoylglutathione lyase activity. The transcript is spliced from 9 exons.